AAAAAUCAGAUGGAGGGGUUUGGAAAGCGGGUUAGAGGGUGAGGGACUGAAAUGAGGAGAGGAGGGGGGAAAAAACAAUAACAACAGCAAGGGAUUAGCCAUUGACCGAGCAAUCAGGAGGACCAUUUAGGACAAUGCAGCGUUAAAAAUCCUCCCAGACUUUAGUCGUGAUCGUCAGAGCUGAGUUGCCAGUCCGAUUGGACAGCUGCUCAACAUCACACAAAGGAAUGAUGAAAUAAAACCGCAAAAAAUGAAAAAGAGCUCCUGGAUGAUUUUUUUCUCCCAGCUAAUGCUGCUUUAUUUUACCGUUGAUGCGUAAGAUAAGGUAAGCUGACUGGAGUGAUGCCUGGGGCACCAGCACACAAAACCGAAGAGAGAGAGAGGGUUCAGUGGAUGUGAAGAGCAUGCGUCAGCACUAAGGCUGGGGCGAUGAGAACAGUGGCGAGAGAGACGGUGACAGCAGCGAUGAGCGAGGUGGAGAGUGAGGUAGAGCGAGAGAGAGAUUGAGGCUAGAGGUCAUUACCGCAGCGAGAGAUGGGACGACAGAAAUAGAGCCUGCUGGAUUUGUCACCUCUGAUGCCACACCUUGGCUGCAUCAACCCAACACUCCAUCCUGACUGCACGAGGUCCACAGAAGAACCAUAAAUGUCUAUGAGGACAAUAAAGAGCAUUCAGAAAUGGGAUGGAUCCACUUUGCCUCUUAUCUGAAGAUUCACAGAACUGACAUGUAAAAAGGACAAACUGUUUCCGCCAAAAAGUGGACUGCCUUUUAUUGUACUCUAGAUGAGUUCUUUUUUGCACACAGCCGUGAGGAAAUUUGGACUAUGUUCAAUCCGGAUGAAGAAUUUCUGUCCACACCCUGUCAGAGGAAUGAUUUAGUAAAUACUAAAACCCAUUUCCAUACAGAUACUUUCCAUUUAUUCACUGUUUCUUCAGUGAACACAGACAAGUAUGUUACUACCAUGGAAAGCUGACUCAAGCUAAAGGAGAUGGACAAUGAAGGUGCAAGGACUGAAUGUAGCAACAACAGCCUGGCUAACUGAAUCAUAACAGAUAUAGUGGGCCUGUGAAAUAAACGUGCAUGUGUAAAUGACAUGCAGGAUACUCGUCUUCCUAAUGAGAGCACAAACCUUGAAGCGGGCACACUGACCGACUGACUGACUGACUGACUAAGUGCGUGGGCUGUUCAGUGACGGGAGCGGUGGCUGUUGGAGGAUUUAAGGACACGUAGCCCGGGGCAGGUACCGGCCGGGUGUGGGAACGCUCACCAUGGGGGAGACGGCAGAAUACCAGAGGCUACAGGACACGUCAGAGUCUGAUUACCAACACCUACCCAGCGACGAUGAAGAGAAACUGGGUAGUGGCAUGCAUUGCGAAGAAGGCACCGAAUGGCUGCUGGAGCUGCUGAUGGAGGUGCAGCUGCAGCAGUACUUCCUGCGUAUCCGGGAUGAACUCAACGUCACGCGGCUGUCGCACUUCGACUAUGUCAAGAAUGAAGACCUGGAGAAGAUCGGCAUGGGCCGACCAGGGCAAAGACGACUGUGGGAAGCUGUGAAAAGGAGGAAAGCAAUGUGCAAGCGCAAGUCCUGGAUGAGCAAGGUGUUUAGCGGAAAGCGUCCAGAUGGAGGAGACUUCCCCCAGCAGGGCCAACCGGCGUCCUCCUUCCGAAAGCUGUCUCCCACACCUCCCCUGGGUCUAGGGGAGGGAGUCCUGGCUGCACAGCCUGGUGGUAGCGCUCCGCUCGAUGGGCAACAGGCUCUGACCUGCCUCAUCCCCGAGAAGGAUCUGACGCUGUUUGAGAAACUCGGAGACGGCUCAUUUGGUGUGGUGAAAAGAGGAGAGUGGCUUACACCAGCAGGAAAAGUGCUGAACGUAGCUGUGAAGUGUCUGAAAACCGAUGUGCUCAGCCAGCCUGAUGCUCUGGAGGAUUUCAUCUGUGAGGUCAACGCUAUGCACUCCCUGGACCACCAGAACCUCAUUCGCCUCUACGGUGUGGUGCUCACACACCCUAUGAAGAUGGUGACGGAGCUGGCUCCUCUGGGUUCCCUGCUGGAGCGUUUGAGAUGUGUUCGUCCACAAGGCCCAGUGUUGAUCCACACUCUGUGUCAGUAUGCUGUGCAGGUGGCCUGUGGCAUGGCCUACCUGGAGCAGAGAAGGUUCAUCCAUAGGGACCUGGCAGCCAGGAACAUCCUGCUGGCCUCAGCUCACAGAGUGAAGAUUGGAGACUUUGGCCUGAUGAGGGCGCUGCCUAACAACCAUGAGCACUAUGUCAUGCAGGAGCAUCGCAAGGUUCCCUUUGCAUGGUGUGCUCCUGAAAGUCUGAAGACCAGAACAUUUUCUCAUGCAACAGACACAUGGAUGUUUGGAGUCACUCUGUGGGAGAUGUUCACGCAUGGCCAGGAACCUUGGUUAGGUCUGAAUGGGAGCCAGAUUCUGCAUAAGAUUGACAAAGAAGGUGAGCGGCUGCCUAAGCCUGAGGACUGUCCACAGGAUAUUUAUAAUGUGAUGCUGCAGUGCUGGGCUCAAAAACCAGAUGACAGACCUACCUUUGUUGCUCUGCGAGAGUUCCUACUUGAGACCAUGCCUACAGACAUGUGCGCUCUGCAGGACUUUGAAGAAGCUGACAAACUCCUGAUCCAGAUGAAUGAUGUCAUCACCAUCAUAGAGGGGAGGGCAGAGAACUAUUGGUGGCGAGGUCAGAACAAGCGGACUCAAAAAGUUGGCCAGUUCCCCAGAAAUGUGGUAACAGCAGUCGCUGGUUUAUCAGCUCAUGACAUUAGCCGGCCACUGAAAAACAGCUUCAUUCACACCGGCCACGGAGACACCAACCCUCAUCGCUGCUGGGGCUUCCCCGACAGGAUUGAUGAUUUGUACCUCGGGAAUCCCAUGGAUCCCCCUGACGUUCUGGGACUAGACCUCAGCGCUGCUCGACCCACACAGCUCCCAGGACGAGCUAAAAAGGAGCCUCCUCCCCGCCCUCCACAACCAGCAGUGUUAAUCAAGAAACCUUGCUAUGAUCCAGUAAAUGAGGAUGAGGAUCUGACUUCUGCAGGACUAAAGAGAUUAUCGCUCCGCAAAACAGGUUCCGUCAAAGGCCUCAAACUGAAACCUGCCGCAUGGGUCUCUGCAUCAAAACAGGGGGGCGGUCGGAUUUUAGGGCAAAACCCUAACAGUGAAGUGUCCCUCAUUGACUUUGGGGAGGAGUUCCCUCCACCCACACCCUCCCCGUCUCCUGUGGUGGAAAUUCAGAUCCCAUCGUUGGCAAAGUUGGUUUUGGAAGCAGAGAACAUCCUGGACCGUACUCCACCCCAGAGCCCCUCUAGAUCAUUACCCCGCCCCCUCCAUCCUACACCAGUAGUAGACUGGGACGCCCGACCAUUACCCCCACCCCCAGCUUAUGACGAUGUAGCCCAAGAUGAAGAUGAUAUGGAGGUGAGCUCCAUCAACAGCACAGAGCAGCUGCAUGGAGAGGAGCAGAGUGAAGUUUGUAACACAGACGAGGCUCUUCCCUCUGGACAGAAGGUAGAGGGUGAGACUCUGGUCUCCAGGGGUCCUGACAGACCCGGCCUCGAGGAUAAUCUCUUUCUUCCAACCAAACACAGUCAGGGUCUGUCCACAUCAUUCUCACAAUCAGCAGAAAUCUUUCAAGAACUUCAGCAAGAGUGCAUGAGGAGGCUUCAUGUUCCCGCUGUUGGCAAUGCUCCACCAAGUUCCUCUUCACAGACGUCGACCUCAUGUCCACAGACCCAGGACGGAUCCCAGCCCAGUGUCCUGUCCUCUGAGGACAAACCUCAGAUCCCUCCCCGUGUCCCCAUUCCCCCUCGGCCCAUGAAAAGAGGAGACUACAGCUCUGCCCGCUGGUCACGAGACCUUUCCCUGUCCCCCUCACCAGCUGAUGCCACAGAGGACGUUUCAUGCCAAGACCAGGACAGACCACCUCAAAUCCCACCUCGAGACCCUUUAUCUCAGCCGGGGUCCAGGACUCCCAGCCCCAUGGGUCUUGUAGUGGGCUCCCCUCAGCCAAGAGUCUACUCUGUCAGCCCCACGACCUCCUGUCCCUCCACACAUACCUACGGAUCCUACCUCUCCACCUCUCCAGGGAAACUCAUGCCUACAACACACAGCUUUGCCUCAGAUCCUAAAUAUGCUGCACCCAAAGUGAUCCAGGCCCAGGCACAAGGAAAGGACUCUAACAAGGGCCCCUGCAUCCUCCCCAUUGUCCGAGAUGGACGGAAAGUCAGUAACACCCACUAUUACCUUCUACCAGAGAGACCCCCAUACCUUGACCGCUACGACCGCUUUUUCAGGGAGGCAGAGAGCUUACCUGUCAGCGGCGUGGAGGAAAGGCAUGUGCGCCAAGCCAACACAGCCACUGUCAGACCGAUGGUGGUGAGCAGCCAGACGCUCCAGGGACACGCCCAGGGACAGGGCCUCGUCCAGCCCAAAGAACUGAAGGCUAAUUUCUCCUCCAACAAUAACAGCAGUCUGGGUGGGCCUCGGUCAGGGAUGAAGACAUCAGUUAGCCUCCCUCGUGUGUGUUCGGACGGGCUGACUGCACCUGUACUCCCUGCCUCCUGUACCAGGACAGACGGAGGAGGGAACUCAGCUGACAGGGUCAGGAUGGUGCAGGAGGCAGUUCAUGGUGUGACGAUAGAGGAGUGUCAGGCUGCACUUCAGAACCACAACUGGAAUGUCCAGAAAGCUGUGCAUUACUUAAAGGUGGAGCAGUUGUUCUGUUUGGGUCUGAGGACCAGGUCCGAGUGUCUAAAGCUGCUGGAGAUGUGUGACUGGAACCUGGAGGUGGCCAGCACUCAGAUGUUAGAUAACUAUGGAUCCACAACAAGACAGAGGCGGUGACAGAAGCUCUUUGAUUGGAACUUCAUUCUCCCUGAAAACAUCAUCAGAGGAGGUCAGUCUGCUUCCUGACCCUUCGUUUUUUUGGCUCCACGCGUCGCUUCAGAGGACUGUUAUUUAAAUACUGGAGAAUCAGGCACAUUUUCACUGAACUCGCACGGAACAGCGCACUUCAUUAUGCCUUCAUUCAUCCUUGUUAUGGGUACAGAAAUUUAGACAGUCAUAUUUUGAUGCGAGUUUGAAAGAAAUCAGAUUGUUGCACUUACUAGGGAAACGUAGCGCUCUAUCUACCAUCUGUCCAAAGUUGUUCCCAGAAAUGAUUGACACUGUACUCGUAUGUCUGAGCGUUUGGUGAACCUUGCUCAUGCUAGAAAUGAAACUGAGUGAAAGUGUUCACUUUAAGCAUCACUGACUCUGACCGCUGCCACACUCACUCUGUCAGAUUUACUAUCCGGUAGCCUCACUGCCACAGUCACACUGCUGACCAACAGAACCGAGACACAUCGAUCCGUUCUACUGUUGAUGUCAUUAAAAGUCAAGCACAAGAUGACUCGAGAUAAAAUGUGUAAAGUAGCACAAAAAAAAAAAAAAAAAAAAAAAAAAACGACAACAGCACUUUGUUUAAAUAUUCACAUUUUACCAAAAGGUCAUCUUUACGUCAGAUGUGCAAAGAACUGGUACAAUUUGACUGAAAACUGGUAUUAUUGAAUCUAAAUAUUGUACACUGUAUGUUUGGAGAGUUCUGUAAAGGUCAACCUCCUGUAUCUUUGGCUGGAGGAACUGCAGCACCGCUUAAUCGCAUUACAGCGAGAAAAAAAAAAAAAAAAAAAAUGCUAGUGUUUACCACAUUCAAGCACAACCAAAUUCGAAACUCUCAAAUAAUUGCAAAGUCAGAAAGUCAAGGGUGGUGAUAUAACCAUGUAGAUUUCUGCUGAAGGAUGUGGAGGAAAGUGAAAAUGUGCAGAAAACAAAUACUGUGUGGAAAACAUUUAUCUCGGUCAAAAAUGCUCCCCUUUUUCACCUCAGCGACGACGCAUUUAGGGGGAAAAACAUGCAGGCAAACCUCUUAAAAAUCCCUCAUUACUCUAUAAUUUAUAUUUAAAUGAUAUAGACCUUGUUUAUCCUUCAUGAAGAGACAUUUAUGUGUUUGUAGAAACAACUGUAUGAGCAGUGUGUUGGACUUUUUUUUUUUUGUUUUAUUAUAUAUGAAUUUUUAAUAUAUUGCAGAGUAACACUGCUUGUUUAUUCCUGGUCAGGAGGUUUAGAGACAGAUCUAUAACAACUGCCACAUGGGAUUGAAGAAAAACAUGGCCACCGAAUUUCCCGGAGCCUAGAUAAAAAAAAAAAAAUCUUUUAUUUUAUUCCUUCUUUCUAAGCACUUUGCCCCCCCAGAACUCCUGUGCAUCAGCUGAAAACUCCUGCCAACUUGGUAUUUUCUGCAUGCACUGUGACUACGUUGGCAGUUAAUAACGACAACGUAGUGAAAUUUACCCCCAGGCACGGAUCCUGUCCCAUAAUCAUCACUUAAAACCACAAUAGUGAUAUUAUGCUCAGCAGCUUUGGGGGCAAUCAUUUAAAACUCGGAGGAUGCGUCAGACCUGGCUGGACGUGACACCACAUUUUCUGACUGGAAACUGACACAGCAGAGCCCUCAAUUCCAUCUAAUGAGGCUUAAGACUCUAAACUUUUCUUUAUAGACUGUGGUAGAUUUCAUAAAAAC
Molecule: messenger RNA, 6574 nt
Organism: Sphaeramia orbicularis (orbiculate cardinalfish)
Lineage: Eukaryota; Metazoa; Chordata; Actinopteri; Kurtiformes; Apogonidae
Gene: tnk2b
Product: tyrosine kinase, non-receptor, 2b
Exons: 18
Coding region: 1270-4857 (1195 amino acids)
Biological process (GO): signal transduction; regulation of keratinocyte differentiation; negative regulation of epidermal growth factor receptor signaling pathway
Molecular function (GO): protein tyrosine kinase activity; protein binding; ATP binding
Source: RefSeq, a predicted model, not a curated record